Arachis ipaensis is the source of this 5779-nucleotide messenger RNA. RefSeq names its product receptor-like kinase TMK3. Gene Ontology annotation, biological process: protein phosphorylation. Lineage: Eukaryota; Viridiplantae; Streptophyta; Magnoliopsida; Fabales; Fabaceae. The record is from RefSeq and is a predicted model, not a curated record. Gene Ontology annotation, molecular function: protein binding; ATP binding; protein kinase activity.
UGUAUGUACUUUCGAAACAAAUAAGCUAAUGAUCUAAUAUGCAAUUCAAAUAAUUUGUUAGCCUUGCUUUGAAUUUUCAUGCUGUCGAAAUUUCAACUAUAUAUUAUCCAUGUGAAGCUGACUAGUGAGCAGUGACAACGACUUCGUGCACUGAAAAAGUCAGCGAAACGCGUUACUCCAUUUCUUUGCCUCAUUCAUGUACUAAUAAUCUCCAUGGAUGCAAAUAUCGUUUACCUUAUUUUUAUUAUAUCAAGUCUUCGUCUCCUUUCUCCUUUCUCCUCUGUCUGCUGCAUUUUGAAGUUUGAACCCAACUCCUAUAUAUUUUCUUCUUCUUUUCCAUCAUCACUUCUCCUUCUUGUUCUUGUUCUGCCUUUGCAACAAUGAAACCUCUUUGUCGUCUUCGCCGUCUAUCUUCCAUAUGGAUGUUCAUCUUGGCUCUUAUUGCCAUGGCAACCCACGUUCCAACAUCUGUAGGUGCUGCUGAUAACGUUAGUUACUUGGCGUGCAAGAACACUUUAAGCUGCGGAUCCAUCAGCCAACUCACUUACCCUUUCUGGGGUCAAAUUGACAACACUAAUAACAGGUCAAACUAUUGCGGUGAGCCUAACUUGAAGAUCACAUGUGAAGAUAACAACAAUAAUAAUGGAGUCCCAAAGUUCAUAGUGGAUUCUGUCAAAUACAGGAUUCUUGAUUGGGACAUCGGUAAAGAGAAUCUGACAGUUGCUAGGGACGAUUACUUUAGUACUAGCAUUGAUUUCUGUUCAGGAGAUUUCAGCAACAACACCUUGGAUGAAACCAUACUUCAAUAUGAUGAUAACAGUGUUGUUAAUAUCACACUCUUGUACAAGUGUUCUUCAGAAACAAAGCCUUCGGAUCAGUUUAAGUUUGUUCAAAGUUGCAGCAGCGGUAGUGUCUACUAUGCUGAACAACAAGAUAAUGAGGCGCUGCCUUAUUAUGGAAGUUGCAGCACUGUUAUUUUUCCUGUUUCAAAGGCCCUAGCUUCGACUUUUGCUAACAGUGCCAAUAACCCCAUUACUACUACAAUUCAGCAAGCGUUGGAAAGUGGUUUUGGCUUGAAAUUAUUGCCUCAGAUUGAUGAUCAGUGCAGAGGAUGCACUAACUCAGGUGGCAAUUGUGGUAGCAAUGAUGGACAUUUCGCCUGUUUCUGUAAUGAUGGAACUCGUUCUAAUUCUUGUUCAUCGGGAUCAUCUUCAAAGUGGAACUGGCGGCUUAAGACAGCUAUAGGUGCAACAGCAGCUGGUGUUGGAAUUGUUGUAGUCUUUGCUGUGGUCAUUUGCAACCGCAAGAGAUACUUCAGUUUAGCACAAAAGAGGUUAAUCUUUGGAAAAACAGGGGAAUCUGAUGACCAGAAUGUGGAGGAUUUCAUCACAACUUAUGGCUUUCUGGCCCCAAAGAGAUAUAGUUUUUCAGAAGUGAAGAAAAUCACAAACUCAUUUUGUGAUCAAUUAGGCAAAGGGGGAUAUGGUGUUGUGUACAAAGGGAAGUUAUCUGAUGGUCGUCUUGUUGCAGUGAAAGUGAUAAAUGAAUCAAAAGGGAGUGGAGAAGAAUUCAUAAACGAGGUUGCUAGUAUUAGUAGAACAUCUCAUGUGAACAUUGUCUCGCUUUUGGGAUUUUGCAAUGAGAGAAACAAAAGAGCACUCAUUUAUGAGUUCAUGUCUAAUAGCUCAUUGGAUAAGUUCAUUUAUGGAAAUGGAUCUCCAACUCCCACUUGCAAUUUGGAUUGGAACACAUUGUAUCAAAUUGCAAUUGGCAUCGCUCGUGGACUAGAAUAUUUGCAUCGAGGAUGCGGUACAAGAAUUUUACAUCUUGAUAUUAAACCUCAAAAUAUUCUCUUGGAUGAAGAUUUUUGUCCUAAAAUUUCUGAUUUUGGAUUAUCCAAGAUAUGUCAAAAGAAAGAGAGUAUUGUGUCCAUAUUGGGAACAAGAGGAACUAUUGGAUAUAUUGCACCUGAAGUAUUUAGUCGCAUGUAUGGUGGCAUUUCGCACAAAUCUGAUGUAUAUAGUUAUGGCAUGUUAAUUCUUGAAAUGGUUGGAGGAAGAAAGAACUACGAAAGUGGAGGGUCAAAUUCCAGCGAGAUGUACUUUCCAGAUUGGAUUUACAAAGAUCUUGAGCAAGGUAACAUACCAUCUCAUAUUCACUCACUUGUGACAGAAGAAGAAAAUGAUCUGAUAAAAAAAACUACUUUAGUGAGCUUAUGGUGCAUUCAAACAAAUCCAUCAGAUAGACCAUCAAUAAAUAAAAUAGUAGAAAUGCUAGAAGGACAAUUGCACUCAAUACCAUUUCCUCCUAAGCCUUUCUUGUAUUCUACUUCAAGUCUACCCUUACAAAUUUCACAUAUAUCUUCUAGCAACAUGGAUGAUCAGUCCAAUUCAAUAACCACGGUAAAAGAUGGCUCCGUAGAAUCAAAGGAAGCAAAAGAGAGAAAGGCUGUGAUAAUUGGUGAUGAUUUUGAUCCUUUUUAUUGCUACUUGCUCGCUCCAAUGACAUACCUCAAAUCAGAAUCCAAAAUUAUUAUUGGCUUUUAUACUCUAGUGCUCUUCUUCAUGACCUCUGUCCUUUCUGAUGAAGGAGAAGCUGCAUACAUGUUGAAGCUUAUGAAUGCACUCAAACCCCCUGGCUGGUCCAACACCACCCACAUGUGCCACUGGACUGGCGUGAGUUGCAACAAUCAAAGUAGAAGGAUUGAAGAGAUCUUUCUCAAAGAAAUGUCACUGACGGGAACAGUUCCUGCAGGCCUCAACGACUCCCUCUCCCAACUCACAUACCUCUAUCUCUCCUACAAUAACCUGGGUGGGCCUGUUCCCUCUCUCGCCAACCUCUCUUUCCUCCAAGUAGCGUACCUCGACAACAACAACUUCACCAUCAUCCCUCAUGGUUGCUUCCAUGGUCUUACUAGUUUGCAGUCCUUGCUCCUGAAUAACAACACCAACCUCCCACCAUGGAACUUUCCUACGGAUUUGACUGCUCACUCCUCUCAACUCGAUGUCCUCGAUCUCUCUUCUACAAAUCUCAUGGGAUCCGUACCCAACAUAUCCCAUUCCUUCCCAACUCUGCGAUAUCUUUCUCUCUCUAACAACAACCUCUCCUCCAUCCCUGAGGAUUGCUUCCACAACCUAACCAGUUUGGACGUCCUCUCUUUGGCCAACAACACCAACCUCCUACCAUGGACCUUCCCCCUCGAUUUGACUCAUUCCUCAUUCAAACUCUCCUACCUCGACCUCCAGGCUACAAAUCUCAUGGGAUUCCUACCAAACUUAUCACAUUUCUUCCCCGACUUGAUUACCGUUUCUCUCUCCAACAACCACCUUACCUUCAUCCCCCAAGGUUGCUUCCAGGCUCUACCCUAUUUGGGGCUGCUGAAGUUGGGAAACAACACCAACCUCACACCAUGGACCUUCCCCGACUUGAUUCAGUCCACAAAAAUACAAGAGCUCAAUCUUGUUGCUACAAAUGUCAUGGGCUCUCUACCAGAAAUAUUUGACUCCUUGACAAGUUUGGAGACUCUUCUUCUCUCCAACAACAGCCUCACUGGUGUCUUGCCUGAGUCUUUUGGAAGGUCCAAGAUUACCACAUUGCACCUCAACGACCAGAAGGGCAAAGGAUUUUCAGGUACAAUGGAUGUUGUUUCAAAUAUGAUCGAUUUGUCUGAGGCGUGGCUUCAGGGGAACUCAUUUGAUGGAUAUAUCCUUGACAUGUCUCGUUGUACUGCCUUACAAGAUUUACGACUUGCGCACAAUCGAUUUACAGGUGUGGUUCCAGAUUCUCUGAUAAAUCUCAGUCGCAAGAACCUGCAAACUGUUAUUUUGAACAACAACUUUUUUCAGGGUCCUAUGCCUAACAUUUUAGGAGAUUCUGACAGUACGAAUGUUGGAGAUAACACCACCAAUGCCUUUUGUCGAGACGACUAUGAUCCUUGUGACGAGAGAGUUACCAUUUUGCUUGAAAUUGCAUCUGCAUUUGGAUAUCCUUAUUUGUUGGCCCGUUCAUGGCGAGGAAAUAAUCCAUGUCAUAAUUGGAGUUUUGUUGCAUGUACUGCGACUAUGAUUACAACCGUGAAUUUGACAAGGCAGAAUUUGACAGGAACUAUCUCAGAUGCAUUUGGUAAAUUAACUCAUUUGGAAAACUUGUAUCUGAGUGGUAACAAUUUAAACGGUUCAAUACCUGAAAACUUCACAUCUCUUCAUCAACUCAAGAAUCUCGAUGUCUCCAACAACAACUUAUCAGGAAAAAUUCCCAAUUUCUCACGUGGAGUAUACCUGAAUACUGAAGGUAACCCUUCGUUUGAGAGAAGAAAACCUUCGGGCAAGAGAAGAAAUCCACCUGCUUGGAUCAAAGGCGCAAUAGCAGCAGCAGCAGGUAUUGGAGGUCUUGUUUUCUUGGUUAUAAUAAUUUGUAACCGAAAGAGGUGUCUUAGCUUGUUACAAAGGAUUUUGUGGAAGAAAACAGGACCAUUUAUUGAUAAUGAAUUUGAAGAAUUUAUGAAAACUUAUGGAUCUUUGAUGUUAAGGAGAUAUAAUUAUUCUGAAGUGAAAAGUAUGACAAACUCAUUUCGUGAUAAAUUAGGAAAGGGAGGAUAUGGCAUUGUAUACAAAGCAUAUUUAAGUGAUGGUUGUCUGGUAGCAGUGAAGGUAUUGACCGAAUCUAGCGGAAGUGGAGAGGAAUUCCUGAAUGAGGUAGCUAGUAUUGGUAGAACUUCUCAUAUGAACAUUGUCUCGCUUUUGGGAUUUUGCUAUGAAAAAUAUAAAAGGGCACUCAUCUAUGAAUUCAUGCCUAAUGGUUCUUUGGAUAAGUUUAUCUACAAACAAGAAUCUCCCAAUGCUAUUUGUAAUUUGGAUUGGAAUACAUUGUUUCAAAUUACAAUUGGUAUUGCAGGAGGAUUAGAAUAUUUGCACCGAGGAUGUGCUACAAGAAUUUUACAUCUUGAUAUUAAACCUCAAAAUAUUCUGUUAGAUGAAGAUUUUUGUCCAAAAAUUGCUGAUUUUGGAUUGGCAAAAAUAUGCAAAAAGAAAGAAAGUAUUGUAUCUUUACAAGGUACAAGAGGAACUCCGGGAUACAUUGCACCAGAAGUAUUUAGCCGAACUUUUGGUAAAGUUUCUCACAAAUCUGAUGUGUAUAGUUAUGGAAUGUUGAUUCUUGAAUUGGUGGGAGGUAGAAAGAACUACGACACCGGCGGAUCACUUACCAGUGAAAUGUACUUUCCAGAUUGGAUUUACAAGGAUCUCGAGGAGCAAAAUAUCCUCGGACGGGGUUUGUCCACUACAGAAGAAGAAAGUGAUAUGAUAAAGAAAAUUACUUUGGUGAGUUUAUGGUGCAUUCAAACAAAUCCAUCGGAUAGACCAUCAAUAAACAAAGCAGUAGAAAUGUUAGAAGGACCACUUCAGUCAGUGCCAUAUCCUCCAAAACCUGUCUUAUAUUCUCCUCAAAUGUCUAUCUCACAGUUUUCACGAAUCUCCUAUAACAGUACAUAUGAGGAGGAUUCUGAGAUUGUUGAGGAGACUAUUUCCAUCAAUAAAAUGAGUUCAAAAUUUGCAAAGUAAAUGUAAUGAAAUGAGUCACUUCUUACACCAUUUGAUUGCAAAACAAUCCGGAGCUUGAAUUGAAGCAAUGAAUAAGCUGAUACUUCAAAGACGGUUGGUAUUGAAUUCCUCCGUGAAGCUAUAUUUGAAUGAGGUUAUUUUUUUUUUAAUGCAUUUUUAUCAACACAUGGACAGAUAAUAAAUACAUAUAUAGAAUAAAUUAUAUUUCAUUUAAGUUUUAA